AUGGACGCCAGCGCGACGGGUUCGACGUCGAGCAAAGGAGAUGCAUUGAUGUCUACGAGCAUGCUAGGAGCUCCAUUUUUACUAGCGCACGCACCCGUCGUGCGCGGCGCCGAUGGCUGUGCGUGUGUUACUCUGGAGAGUUUGCCUUCUUCUCCCCGAGACCCCAGUCCAGCGGGCUCAUCCACGCGCGGCGAAGCGAUUGCCAAACUGAGGCGAGCGGCGUCGCAGCGAGAGGUCCGGCGUGUAUCGCCGCGACGACUGCGUCUGCGGCCUUCGGACGCCGCGCCGCAAAUGGUGCAGGCGCAGCUGCCAAUGCUCGCCGCGCCGGUCGACGCUGAAAAAGACGGCGCAGGGGCGUGUGAGGGGGGUGGGACGGCGUUUGAGCCGCUGUAUACGCCAUCGCCUCAGCUGUACCACGACAUGUCGGGGUCCGGAUCGGACGAUAAGCUCUCGACACCGCGGCAGAUUGAGCACCUCCCACUCCCGUCCCUCGAGCAGCUGCGGAAACGGAUCCUAUACGAGCGAAAAGCCACGGGACUUUCGCGCUCGGCGAGCGCAAGCGCGACGUCGCGCGUCGCGCGUGCGUAUACCAUGCAGAAACUGAUGGGUGCAACGACGCCCGUGCCGUACCGCGAUAUGUUUGACUUUGUCCGCAGCGUAAACGAAGGGCAAAAUACAGAGCUUGUCGAGGCGCAUACAGACGAGCACGAUACCUCGGUUGCGACGCAAUUGAGUGUCGCCUCGAACGAAGCCAUAACGCCGCCGCGCGAUCCCAAGCGAUCCACCUUGAUUCGGUCCGUGUCUGCGCGCGAUGUUGCGCGCCUGCGCAUGUUCCGCAAGAUUGGAAAGCGCGAGGGGCUGGGUGCGCGCGAUGGGAGCUCCGACGAGGUGCCUUGUGGCAGCGCUGCCGAAAAAGCCAGCGACGUGCGCGCCAACGAAGCGCCCACACUCUCCGAUGCAGCGCCUGCGCGCCCCCGAAAAAAUAACCAGCCUAUUCUCGCGAUGCUGCAAAAACUCACCGUGGAGCUCGAUGCAGAGGCACGCCAGAACAGUACCCAGGGCGACGAGCACCACCGCUCAAGCAAAGGCAGCGGCGUGGCCCCCCCCACCUUUACCUCGCCCGCGCUGCACCUCAAGCCUGUCGCGUACCACUGGUCCUCGACUCCAGUGCUGCAUGACGACGUCAAACCGCUGCCGAGUCUCCCUGCGCCGCAGCCCAGCGCCGAGGCAAUUUUAUCGCUCUACCCCGCGCUCCGCGCCCCGACCAAUAUGCGGAGCAUUAGUGCUGCCGAGCCCGACCAGCAUUCUCCUCUCCCUGCGAGCCGCAGCGCCAGCGCACCGUUUCCGCACGCCGAGGAGACGAUGGCCACCGAGCCCAAGAAGGAGAGCCGUGGCGCACGGCUGCUUGGCUCGCUGCGCCGCAAAACCUCGCGCUCGCGGCUGGGCGACCGGAACAAGGCCAAGCAGAGCAAGGCCGAGGCGUCGAACGAACUUGCUGCGCUUGUGCUUCAAGGCGAUGCGCAAGCGCGUGCCUUUUCCCAUGCCGUUGUGCUCCCCGUCACUGCGGCCGUUUUGACGCGGCUGAACCAGAGUUUGGCGCAGCCUGUGCGACACUUGCACGCGCACUUUCCCGCCACGAUUCCCAUCCACCUUGCGCGGGAUCCAGCACGAAAGCUGCGCACCGUUCUCCCCCUUCUUCAGUCUGCGGGCGAUGCGUAUGUCAAGCUGCGGUACCUGUUUGUCUUUGACGAUGUGCUGCUCCUCGCCAAGCCCGCCAUUGUCCCCGCCGAGUCGGACGCGCUGUCCAAGUUUAUGGUCGCGCGCCUCGACACGCCCACAGAUUUACGCGAGAUGUACACGCCCAUUGCAGUUAUGGCUGCAGCGGAUGUGCAGCUUUUGAGCACCGCUGUCGCGCGCAAUGCCGAGCUUCGUGCGAAGCGCGCCAUGGUUUUGAACAACAUGCCGCGCUUCCAGAUGGACCUGCGCAAUGCCUUUGACACUAUCGCCGACGCCCAUGGCCAGGUGCCGGAUGCGAAAGCGCGCGCGCACCUCCUCUACAUUUGCCCCGAACUCGACCGCGUCGUUGUCUCCGCGUACCUCUUUGCGCCGCACAACCGCGAUGUGCUGCAGCACUAUGUCGCACAGCACCGCUUUGCAGGCAUCGGCAUCGAAACGGCCCUGCGCAGCUUGCUGCUUGAUCUGCGCUUUCCCGCGGCACAGCACGAUUUCGAGCUGCUUUUGCUUGCGUUUGCCGCACACUGGCUGCGCUCCAACAGCGGCAUGCUCGCGCCCACAUUUACCUUGGAGCUCGCGACGGAUCUCACGUUUGCGAUGAUGGCACUGCACGAUGCGCUGCACACGGGCCAAGGCUCAUUUACCCCCGGCAUGUUUGCCAAGCCGUGCGCCACCAUCUCGCUGGCGCACUUUGUCCAGUCUGUGCGCGAGCACGACGUGGAGCAGCUCCUCUCGGAGCGCGAGCUGUGCGAGCUCUACUUUGGCGUCAAGACCCAGCCGUUUGCGCAAGCGGCGGGCCCCGAAGACGUGCCGCAGCGCACCAUCGUGUACGAUAUAAGCGCGCUCGCCGCUGGACUCCAGGUCGGCGUCCCCAGCGCGCCAGUGACCAUUGCGCUCGACGCGCCGGACCCCGACUUGAAGAUCCGACUUGAAGGCGCAAGCCUCUUUCUCGAUCCCCCAGUGCUCUCGUUUGCCCACGCGCCUGUUGCGGAGUUCACCGUGUGCAGCACCGCCGCUGGACGGCACGAUCUGUCAUUUGUGCGCAUCGGCAAGCACGCAAAGCUGUACCGCGGCACGCCUUCGAGGAUGCGCGGGACGUGGGAUACGCUCCCACGCACCGUCUCUCUUGACGCGAGCGCCGACGCGCUGCGUCCCACCAUCCUCCUGCGCCACACUGCGAAGAAAGAGGCCGUGUACGAAUUUUACCUGACCGAUGCGCCCGCCGCGCAGUCGCUCGCCGCCCUUGUCCAAGAGCGCAUCGAUGCGGCGCGCGCACAGCGGCACAUGGACCAAGACGCCCACCUCCGCCUCCUUGCACAGUGUGUGCUCGAACUGAGUGUGUUUGGCGAGCGGUACGUUGCGCGGGCGCACCACGUUCUCGCGCACCCGAGCGGUCCCUCCAUGGCGGGCCAGGAGCUGAUCCGCCUCGUGCGCGAAAAUAGUUUGCUUUUGCCCGCGGUGCGCGAGGCGUAG
Molecule: messenger RNA, 3207 nt
Organism: Malassezia vespertilionis
Lineage: Eukaryota; Fungi; Basidiomycota; Malasseziomycetes; Malasseziales; Malasseziaceae
Exons: 1
Coding region: 1-3207 (1068 amino acids)
Biological process (GO): regulation of ARF protein signal transduction
Molecular function (GO): guanyl-nucleotide exchange factor activity
Source: RefSeq, a predicted model, not a curated record